Messenger RNA from Dipodomys ordii (Ord's kangaroo rat), 2221 nucleotides. RefSeq names its product coiled-coil domain containing 9 (gene Ccdc9). The record is from RefSeq and is a predicted model, not a curated record. The transcript is spliced from 15 exons. Bases 148 to 1878 code for a protein of 576 amino acids. Lineage: Eukaryota; Metazoa; Chordata; Mammalia; Rodentia; Heteromyidae.
GUGACGCGCGCGGCCCGGGAGCUGCGGACGCGGAGGCAGACCGAGAGCCGGAGUCACGGACGCCGUGGGGGUCUCCGGGACAGGAGCCCUCAGUGGUGAUCCAGAUUCUGUGAAGCAGCUUACUGGGACCCUGGCUCAGCCAGCCAAAUGGCAGCCACGCUGGAUUUGAAAUCCAAGGAGGAGAAGGAUUCAGAGUUGGACAAGAGGAUCGAGGCUCUUCGGCGGAAGAAUGAGGCCCUCAUCCGGCGCUACCAGGAGAUCGAGGAGGACCGGAAGAAGGCUGAACUGGAGGGGGUAGCCGUCACAGCACCCCGGAAGGGCCGCUCACUAGAGAAGGAGGAUGCGGUGGUGGAUGUGGAGAAGAGCCUGGGCCCCCCUCGGAGGUCUCCUGGAGCCCCUCGGCCCUCAGGGGCCAGCAGGGGAGGUCGGCCUCCCCCACGGCAGGGAGGUCGGGCAAGCCUGGGCCGGGGAUCCCAUGGCUGGGAAGACAGUUCUGGGGAGCAGCCUCGAAGGGCUGGAGGCCGAGGCCAGAGGGGCCGGGGUCGGGGCUCCCCUCAUCUCUCAGGAGCAGGAGACGCUUCAACCUCUGACCGCAGAUCGAAGGAGUGGGAAAAGCGACGCCGACAGAACAUUGAGAAGAUGAACGAGGAGAUGGAGAAGAUCGCCGAGUAUGAGCGGAACCAGCGGGAAGGGGUGCUGGAACCAAACCCGGUGCGGAAUUUUCUGGACGACCCCCGACGUCGCAGUGGACCCCCGGAGGAGCCUGAGCGGGACCGUCGGGAGGGCAGCCGCCGGCACGGGCGCAACUGGGGGGGCACCGACUUUGAGCGGGUGCGCUGCGGCCUGGAACAGGAGCGGCAGGGCCGCCGGGCUGGCCUGGGCGGGGCUGGCGACAUGACACUGUCCAUGACUGGCCGAGAGCGCUCAGAGUACCUGCGCUGGAAGCAGGAGCGGGAGAAGAUAGACCAGGAGCGGCUGCAGCGACACCGCAAGCCCACGGGCCAGUGGCGGCGCGAGUGGGACGCAGAGAAGACAGACCGCAUGUUCAAGGACGGCCCGCCCCCUAUGCACUCCCAUGAAGCUACCCACCGUCACGAUGAUCAGGCCUGGGCCCGGCCCCCAAAGCCCCCCACAUUUGGGGAGUUUCUUUCACAGCAUAAAGCUGAGGUCAGCAAUCGCAGGAGAAGAAAGAACAGCCGACCCCCGGCCAAGGCAGCACCCCGUGCCUACAGUGACCACGACGACCGCUGGGAGAUGAAAGAGGCAGCAGGGUCCCCUGCCCCGCAGGAGCCCCCUGUGCAGCCUCCAGAGACCCAGGCCCCUGUCCACCGGCCGCCUGAGGAUGAGGGCGAGGAGGACGAGGGCCAGGAGGAGGAGGAGGACCUCGGGGUUGAGGAGGAUGAAGAAUGGGAGGAUGUGAGUGAGGACGUGACUGAGGAUGAAGAGGAGGAGGAGGAGGAAACUGAGGAAGAAGAGGGUACUGAGGAACCGGAGCAAGCCCAAGCCCAAGACCACUCGAUCCUGGAGGCUGAGCCCACAGGGGACCCCACCCCAGACCAGGCCAACCCAGCACCUUCCAGGCCCCACCAGCCCCUGAAGCCCCAGGAACUGGAGGAGCCCCACGAGCCAGGGGAGCCUGAGGAGCUCUCCCCAGCCCCAGCCACGCCUUCCAGCCCCUUCUCGACACUCACCAGCCACCAGCCCGUGCCUGACUGGGGAGGCGACCCUCCAGCACCUGCCUCCCUGGAGAGUGGGCCCAGCCUCCCAGGAGCCCUGAAAACUGAAGAGGAGGGGUCUGAGGCGACUCCAGAGGCGGGGCCCGAGAGCCAGGAGACCACGGAGAUCACGGACUUCCGCAGGGCCACCCCGAAUUCCUGAAGACGCUGCUGGGCGGGGACGGAAGCUUCGGGGCCUGGUGCGGAGGGGGCGGGCCGAGGGGGUGACUGGCUCUGCAGGCUGUGCUCUUUCCAGGAACCCACUGAGACCCCAGGGCCCUGGGGAGCGGGAGAGAGAGCGAGGGUGGGUGCUGGAGGUGCAGGGGGCAGGGGCCUGGCUGGGGCGAGGGGUGCAGCUGGAACCCCGCAGGCCCAGGGUAGACUGAACACUCUGGGGUGGCAGGAGGUGAGGAACCCAGGGCGCCCGCUGCUGGGGGCGGGGCUACGGAAGCGGGCAGGACCUAAGAUCAAGGGGGCGGGGCUAGAAGGAUGGGCGGGGCUUCGGG